AUGCCUGCUGCUCCGAGUUCUACAUCGGUGGGAUCAGGAAGUCGUUCACCAAGCAAAGCCUCAAUAGCUCCAAGAGCUUCAAGUGGUGGUACUGUACGUCAAAGAAAGACUACAACAACAACCACUGCUGCUCGUAGCCGAACUACCGGCGCAGGAUCUGGUGGCAUGUGGCGCUUUUACACUGAUGAUUCACCUGGCGUUAAAGUAGGUCCAGUACCAGUGUUGGUUAUGUCUCUUCUAUUCAUUGCAUCAGUUUUUAUGCUACACAUCUGGGGAAAAUACACUAGGGCUUAA
Messenger RNA from Pieris macdunnoughi, 294 nucleotides. The record is from the annotation of a GenBank genome assembly. Lineage: Eukaryota; Metazoa; Arthropoda; Insecta; Lepidoptera; Pieridae.